Molecule: messenger RNA, 2541 nt
Organism: Rotaria socialis
Lineage: Eukaryota; Metazoa; Rotifera; Eurotatoria; Philodinida; Philodinidae
Source: the annotation of a GenBank genome assembly
AUGUCAAUACCACAGCCUCCAGACGAUCCCGAAACAAGAAAUAUCAUCGAGAAACUUGCUAGUUUUGUCGCUCGCAAUGGUCCAGAAUUUGAAGUAGCAACAAGACAAAAACAAGAAAACAAUCCAAAAUUUGCUUUUCUCCGAGGCGGUGAAUAUCAACAUUAUUACCAGUUUCGUGUACAAGCGGAAAAAACUUUGCUUCAACAACCACCAAAUCCUUUUCAUUUGCCACCACCAAAUAUGCCUCCUGCACCAACAUCAAUGUCUCAUCAUUCUUCUCGUCCGACAUUGCCACCAUUUCCUGGCCCUCCUCCUCCACCAGGAUCAAAUGGUCCACUUCCUCCUUGGACGCAACCUCCACCGCCACAUAUAUUUUCAUCAGGACCCCCUCCAAUGCCUAUUCCACCAAUACCACCACCACCUGCAGUUGUUAUUGAACAAGCUUUUCAACAACAAAUGCAAGCAUUACAAGAACGCUUAAGACAAAGUGAAAUAAAUCUUGCUGCACAACGUGAUUCGAUGCAAAUAAAUAAAAAAACCAAGGUGCAAGAGAAUAUUCGAGCUGCUCGACAAGCACGUAUAACAGCACAAGCAACUGAAUCGAAUAUUAAUAUUAAUGAACUUGAUCAAGCAACAUUAUCUAUAAUUGAAGCCUGUACCAAAGAUAAUAUUACAACUGGUCGUAAUUGUAUACUUAAUUAUAGUCAAACUACUUUGCAAGCUGAAACCAUUUGUUUAUAUUUAAUUGAUCGUAGCUUAGCACCUGAAGCAACAUUUGAUGCUCGUCUUCAUUUAAUUUAUUUAAUGAAUGAUAUUCUUCAUAAUUGUAUUCGUAAAGGCAACGAUGAAAUUCGUAUGCAAAUGAGCAAAAUUAUUGUUCCAAUUUAUUGUUUAGCUGUCGAUCAAGCAAAUGAUGAACGUAAACAAAAACUGGUCAAGCUACUCGAUCUUUGGGUAAAAAACAAUUAUUUCAAUAAUGACAUUAUGGAGAAACUUCGUGAUAUUUCACAAGCAAAGAAUCAUUUCGAGGAUGCUAUUCGUACAGAGUAUGCUCCCAUUAUUGAAACAAUUGAAGCUGGCUUCGAUGAAAAAUAUGCUCAACUUGAAAGACAACAUGCAGAAUUUGCUGUUCAUAUUCAAACACAAAUCAAUCAAAUUCAGCAACAAAUUGUUCAAUUACAUCAAGUUCAACAGCAAACGCCACCACCAUUACCUCUACCACCACCUCCUCAUUUACUAAAUAAUACUUUCGGUCCAACACUUCCACCAAAUAUGUUAACUCGAAUGCCACCUCCAUCCCAAACAAAUAAUCCUAAUGCGCAACAACCACCACCUUUAAUGUCACUCAAUCCAUUUAAUGAAAAUGUGAGGGAUAGUGCUAAUCUACGUCCAUCAUCAAAUAUUUAUGAUAAUACUCCUCCAGCAUUAAUGUCAAUGCCUAUUUCUCAUUAUGAUAAUAAUAAUCAACAUGAAGAUUACGCGAAUACCAUGAAUACAACAGUCGAACAAUCGUUCGAUUUAAGUAUGGUUGCUAAUGAUAUACCUUAUUAUGAUUUACCAGCUGGUCUUUUAUGUUUAUUAGUUAAAAAUGAAGAUUGUGAUUAUAAUCCAAUAGAUCCAGUACAUAUGCAUUUACCACCGUCGGCACCAAUAACUGAACGAUUGUUAGCUGCUGUAGAAAAUUUUUAUAUGCCACCUACACAUGAAACACCCAGAAAUGCUGAGGGUUGGGAACGAUUAGGCUUAUUUGAAUACUACAAAACAAAAAAUGCAUAUAAAUUUUCUAAAGAACGUCUGCAACGUCUUGGAACAAAUGUAAAUAAUCAAGAUGAUAAAGAAUAUAUACAUACAGAUAGACGACAACCAUCUGAUAGAAGUCGUUCAAAAAGUUCGUCAAGUUCAUCACGAUCAUCAUCAUCAUCAUCAUCAUCAUCAUCACAUUCGUCUGCAUCAUCCUCAUCGUCAUCAUCAUCGUCAUCUUCAUCGUCAUCAAAAGAGAAAUUAAAUUCAAAUCAAGCAAGAAAACGUUCCAGAUCUCGAUCAGCAUCACCGCCAUAUGAUAAACAACAAUCUAUCAAAACUAUUCUACCAACCAAGUCUCGAUCUCGUAGUACAUCUCCGCCAUCGUUCACAUCAGCAUAUAUACCUCAAAGCUCUAGUUCAACAAGUGAAACACAUCAUCGUUCACAUCAUCAUCAUCAUCAUCAUCACCAUCAUCAACAACAACAUAAAUUAGGAGACUCAAAUCUUGGUCAUAAACUUUUACAAAAAAUGGGUUGGCAAGAAGGUGCAGGUCUUGGUCGUCGUGAACAAGGCAUUGUUGAACCUAUCAUGGCAAGUUCAAGUGUAAAUAAUGAAGGAAAAAAUGAUCAAUAUAAAGGUAUUGGUCAUGAAGAUGACCCAUUUGAACAAUUUCGUCGACAAAAAGCCAAAGGGUAUGUAACUCGUUUAAUUGCUGCACAAGCUGAAACAGCAUCAAGACGGCAUGACAAAUCCGAUGAUGAUACACCAGUAUCAGAUCGCCCAGAUGAAAAGAAAUAA